Messenger RNA from Staurois parvus, 351 nucleotides. The record is from the annotation of a GenBank genome assembly. NCBI's taxonomy places the organism in Eukaryota, Metazoa, Chordata, Amphibia, Anura, Ranidae.
AUGCAGACUGCUUCUAAAAACAUUUGUGAAAGAAUGGGUCGCUCUCAGGAGCUCAGUGACUCCAAGCAUGGUACUGUGAUAGGUUGCCUCCUGUGCAAUACGUCCAUUCGUGACAUUUCCUGGCUACUAAAUAUUCCACGGUCAACUGUUAGCUGUAUUAUAACAAAGUGGAGGCAACUGGGAACAACAGCAACUCAGCCACCAAGUGAGUGGGGUCAGCGCAUGCUGAAGUGCACAGAAGUCACCAACUGUCUGGAAGUCUUUAGCUAUUGACUCUGCAAACUUCACGUGGCCUUCAGGUUAGCACAACAACAGUUCCCAGAGAGCUUCAUGGAAUGGAUUUCCAUGACU